Budorcas taxicolor (takin) is the source of this 747-nucleotide messenger RNA. RefSeq names its product DAZ associated protein 2 (gene DAZAP2). NCBI's taxonomy places the organism in Eukaryota, Metazoa, Chordata, Mammalia, Artiodactyla, Bovidae. The transcript is spliced from 4 exons. The coding region runs from base 112 to 618 and encodes 168 amino acids. The record is from RefSeq and is a predicted model, not a curated record.
GGUGACGCUAGGCGGACAGAUCGUCACGUGACACGGAAGUGACUACGAACAGGAAGAGGACGAAAAAAAUAACCGUCCGCGACGCCGAGCCGAGCCGGACCCGCAGCCACCAUGAACAGCAAAGGUCAAUAUCCAACGCAGCCAACUUACCCCGUGCAGCCUCCUGGGAACCCUGUGUACCCUCAGACCUUGCAUCUUCCUCAGGCUCCACCCUAUACUGAUGCUCCACCUGCCUACUCAGAGCUCUAUCGUCCGAGCUUUGUGCACCCGGGGGCUGCCACCGUCCCCACCAUGUCAGCUGCAUUUCCUGGCGCCUCACUGUAUCUUCCCAUGGCCCAGUCUGUGGCUGUUGGACCUUUAGGUUCCACAAUCCCCAUGGCUUAUUACCCAGUUGGUCCCAUCUAUCCACCGGGUUCAACAGUGCUGGUGGAAGGAGGGUAUGAUACAGGGGCCAGAUUUGGAGCUGGCGCUACUGCUGGAAACAUUCCUCCUCCUCCCCCUGGAUGCCCUCCCAAUGCUGCUCAGCUGGCAGUCAUGCAGGGAGCCAAUGUCCUCGUAACUCAGCGGAAGGGAAACUUCUUCAUGGGUGGCUCAGAUGGUGGCUACACCAUCUGGUGAAGAACCAAGGCCAUCUCUAUGCCGGGAAAGACAUCACAUACCUUCAGCACUUCUCACAAUGUAACUGCUUUAGUCAUAUUAACCUGAAGUUGCAGUUUAGACACAUGUUGUUGGGGUGUCUUUCUGGUG